Truncatella angustata is the source of this 912-nucleotide messenger RNA. RefSeq lists its product as uncharacterized. The record is from RefSeq and is a predicted model, not a curated record. NCBI's taxonomy places the organism in Eukaryota, Fungi, Ascomycota, Sordariomycetes, Amphisphaeriales, Sporocadaceae. The transcript is spliced from 2 exons. Bases 1 to 912 code for a protein of 303 amino acids.
AUGCGCUCCUCAAUUUCGAUACCCAUUCUCUCCCUGCUACUGCCUACUCUUGCCGCCUCCACUGCGACGUCAGAAUGCUUGCGAUCCAAGGCCGUGUCGCUUGCCAUCGAAUCACUAUGUGGUGAUAAGGAGACUAUGGUCAGGUGCUUCAAGCAGGCUUCCGAUGCCGACAUCGUAACACUUGAGUCGUGCUUGAAGAAUGCAGGAUGUACGCCAAAGGCUGCUGCCAGUGAAGCCAGCUACUUGGUCACAUUUUGCAACGGAGAGCCUAGCGACCUCAAGAGGAGAGAACGCGAGGGUCUCGCCGCUCGUGCCACCGACAGCACAGCCUCAGCAGACUCGACCACGACGACAGAUGCCUCAACCACUGCUACUACAACCGGUACCAGCGCCGUCAGCAAGCGCGAGACAACCGACACGACAGCCACAGCGACUACUACCGCAGCGACUACCGCGGCAACGACCGACACGACAGCAACUGGGUCCACCACAGUCUUCUCGGGUACCGCCUGCUCGAGCGCCAAGGCGACCGCAGUCAGUUCUUGCGACAGUAAAAACCAAUACGAUUGCUCCAUAGUCACUACCACCACCUUGGUCUGCAGAUCCAACUACUACUGCGACACGGAUGCUUCUGGCAACAACCUCUGCAUGGUACGACAGGACGGUAUGACCCUCUCUGGCACCAUUGUUGCCAUCUUCCUCGCCAUCGGUAUGACCGGCAUCAUCGCUUCCGUCAUCUUCUUGUGCUGCCAGGACCGCAAGGAACAAAAGCGCCAGCGUGCCCGCACUGAGGCUGCUGCCAUCGCCAAGGCCAACUCUGUCUCCAGACCCGAGACCAGGUCUGCCAGCCAGCCAGUCCGUAGCAUCUCUCAGUCUGAUGCCGCCCACCAGCCCAACCCAUUUGCUGGUUAG